This is a messenger RNA of Hibiscus syriacus, 2800 nucleotides long. Its product is annotated as mechanosensitive ion channel protein 10-like. Gene Ontology annotation, cellular component: plasma membrane. The transcript is spliced from 6 exons. Gene Ontology annotation, molecular function: mechanosensitive monoatomic ion channel activity. Gene Ontology annotation, biological process: monoatomic anion transport; transmembrane transport; detection of mechanical stimulus. The coding region runs from base 242 to 2407 and encodes 721 amino acids. Lineage: Eukaryota; Viridiplantae; Streptophyta; Magnoliopsida; Malvales; Malvaceae. The record is from RefSeq and is a predicted model, not a curated record.
GUUACUAAUAGCUGCACAAUUUUAAUGGCGAAACUGGAUGAUUGUUCGUUUUCUAUAAAGUGUAUCAUUUAAUGGGAGUUUCAAAGCUUCUUUAAUAUCAUCUUAAAAGGAAGGUUGCAUUUUUCCACGUAAAGUUUCAUUUUUUUUAUUGCUAAAUGUCAAGUCUGAUCGUAUGUUCUCCAUGGAGAUUGAUCAUCAAUGUUUUGGUUUGCUUCUUGUUUAGGGUUUCGAUUGAAAGCUCAUGGCGGAGAAGACGAGCAGUGAAGAAGGAGAAGUGGUGAUUAAUAUUCCCGAUGAAGGGCCAAAGGAACCAGAGACAUUGGAGCCCAAGCAAAAAGCAGGAGCAUUUGGUCCAGCUGCAAACAAGCCACCAAAGGUCCUAGUUGCAGGUAAUGAGACCCCUUUUACUCGAAGAAGAUCAUUUCCGAAACCGAAAUCGAGAUGCGGGGAACAAUCUUAUCUUGUUGAAACUGAUAAAAUGGAGGAGAAUGGUUUCGCUAAUCAAGAACAUAAGGCCUCCCCUAAUAACAAGUUGGGGAGGACUACACCUACUGAUUCCGGCGUGUCGAAAACGUUAUCGAUGGCCUCUACAGGCGCGAACGGAGAAAGUACCGAAUACGAAGAGAUAAUUAAGAAAGUUAAGCUGCAUAAUGAGAAGCUUAAGGGAGUGAAACCUAAGGUUGUGAUUGAGUGGUUCAUAUUUUUGUUACUCUUGGCAUGCUUAAUUGCUAGCUUAACGGUAGAUAAACAGAAGAGUCACCAUUUUUGGGGCUUGGAAACUUGGAAAUGGUGUGUGCUUGUGAUGGUUAUAUUUUGUGGUAUGUUGGUUAGCCGUUGGUUUAUGCGUCUCGUCGUCUUCUUGAUCGAGACCAACUUUCUUCUAAGGAAGAAAGUGCUGUAUUUCGUUCACGGUUUGAAGACCAGUGUGCAAGUGUUUAUAUGGUUGAGCUUAGUUCUUGUUACUUGGGUUCUUCUGUUUCUUGAUGUCGAGAGGUCGAAGACCGCCAAGAAGAUUCUCGAUUACGUAACGUAUACUCUUGUAAGUGUUCUCAUCGGAGCUUUCUUGUGGUUGUUGAAGACAUUGUUGCUAAAGAUAUUGGCCUCCACCUUCCAUAUGAACAUAUUCUUUGACAGGAUACAAGACUCUGUCUUCCAUCACUACAUACUUAAGACCCUUUCGGGACGACCGCUACUGGAGACCAAUGAAAAAAUGAUGACCCAUUUGACUGUUAGCAAUGCCAAAAAGGGUAAAGGAGCUAAAACCAAGAAGUUGAUUGACAUGGGAAAGGUACAUAAAUUGAAGAAAGAAAAAGGUUCAUCUUGGCACAUGAAGGUGUUGGUUGAUGCUAUCACCAAUUCAGGUCUUUCCACAAUCUCCUACUCCUUGGACGAAAAUACUUACGAGGAAGGCGGUGAACAAACGGAUAAAGAAAUCACUAAUGAGGAGGAGGCACAGUUUUCUGCUCAUCAGAUCUUCUACAACGUUGCUCGACACGAUAGCAAUAACAAUUGCAGUUACAUUGAUGAAGAUGACCUUUUAAAAUUCAUGAUUAAAGAAGAGGUGGAGCUUGUGUUUCCGUUGUUCAAUGGAUCGAACACCGGAAAAAUUGACAGAAAAAGUUUCACAAACUGGGUGUUAAAGGUUUACAAGGAUCGGAAAACACUAGCACGUGCUUUGAGUGACACCAAAACGGCUGUAAAGCAAUUGAAUAAACUGGUAACAGCGAUCCUGAUCGUCGUUACCGUUGUCAUAUGGCUUCUGCUGACAGAAAUCGCAACCAAAAAAGUGCUUUUGCUACUUUCAUCACAGCUUGUGGUUGCAGCUUUUAUGUUUGGAAACACCUGCAAGACUAUAUUUGAAGCCAUCAUUUUCGUAUUCGUGAUGCAUCCGUUUGAUGUCGGAGAUCUAUGUGUGGUUGAUGGUGUUCAGUUGUUGGUAGAGGAGAUGAACAUCUUAACGACCGUCUUCUUGAAGCUCGAUAACGAAAAGGUGUACUACCCGAACUCGGUUUUGGCCACAAAGCCCAUCAGCAACUAUUACAGAAGCCCUGAUAUGGGUGAUACCAUAGAGUUCGCUAUUGAUUUUAUGACACCGGCAAAGACGAUCGGCAGGCUGAAAGAAGAAAUAAGGAAGCAUUUGGAGGCCAAUGGUACCGUAUGGCAUCCGAACCACCUUGUGGUGGUGAAGGAGAUCAAGAACGUUAAUAAGUUAAAUAUGGCUUUAUACUGCAAUCAUACGAUGAACUUUCAGGACUUUAGGGAGAAGAACCAGCGUAAAACCGAUUUGAUCAUCGAACUGAAGAGAAUUUUCGAGGAGCUGGGCAUAAGAUACAAUCUCCUCCCCCAACAUGUGAAUCUCAACCAAGUCAACCAAGACAGGCCGAACGCGACAUACGCGACCGCCUGAUCCUUAUCUUGUGUUGUUCACAGUUUUAUGAGCUUGACCAGGAGUGGCAAUGAAAACCUAUAUGCAUAGUUGAUUCAUGUUUGAUAUGUAUAAAUCUUGCAUUUUCCUCGGUGUAAACAUGAGUUUCAUUCAACAGCCUGCGAAACAACCAACGCAGCAAUCUCGGUUAGCUAAACAAAGAUCUUGAGUUCGAGUUUUGAAGAUGGGAGAAAAUGGUGCCAUAGGGGGGCUUACGAUAGAUAAACCGUCUUGUUCAUGGUUGCAGACGAAAGGAAUGAAGAGCCAUUCAAGUAGAGUAAUUCACCAUCGACUCUUUCGGCAAUCCGCUUUUCGAUUUCUUCGGCACCAAUGGAGAAUGGUUGAUCAGAGGCCUAUAUUAAAGCAAAUAUAUGU